This is a messenger RNA of Rosa chinensis, 1424 nucleotides long. Its product is annotated as GDSL esterase/lipase At5g03610. The record is from RefSeq and is a predicted model, not a curated record. Gene Ontology annotation, molecular function: hydrolase activity, acting on ester bonds. Bases 99 to 1199 code for a protein of 366 amino acids. NCBI's taxonomy places the organism in Eukaryota, Viridiplantae, Streptophyta, Magnoliopsida, Rosales, Rosaceae. The transcript has 5 exons.
AAAGAUAGUAUGUCAUAUAAUUACUCUUUCUUACAUUUCCUAAACACUAUACAGUUCGCAUCUUCUUUCAUCAUCUAAAGGUCUGUAGUCUCUGUACCAUGGAACUAGCUAAGUCAGCUCAAAGGCUCUUCCUUCCUCUCUUUCCGAUCUUUUGUUUCAUUUCAGGAGAAGGAGGGGCACGGCAGCUAGUUUCAGCUACUGUCCAGAGCAAUUGGCGGCCAACAAAGCUAUUUGUUUUCGGAGACUCCUUUGCUGCCACAGGCAACAAUGACAAUGACUUUUUGAACAUCCCUUGGAAUUAUCCUUAUGGAAAGACCUUUCCAGGAAAAGCAACUGGCCGUUACUCCGAUGGUCGUGUCCUCACUGAUUUCAUUGCCAAGUUCAUAGGAGUGAAGUCUCCGAUCUCAUACAAAUUAAAAAAUAAAGUUGCAGGCGAUUAUUUGAAAUACGGGAUGAAUUUCGCAUAUGCAGACACGGGUGUGACCAGUCUGUCAUACUUUUACCCAAAUUUGACCACUCAAAUAGACUACUUUCAGCGGAUUAUCGAGGGAGCAAGUUCUGUAUACAACACCACAGACCUCCACUCCUCUGUGGCCCUGGUUACCGUUUCCGGUGAUGACUAUGAGUCUUACAUUUUCAGCAUGGAGGGUCAGACUCCGGCCCAUCCAUUACAGAGUUGGAAAUCCUUUAGCACAUCAAUAGUAAAUGAGGUAACUACUAGUUUAAAACGUAUCCAUGACUUGGGAGUGAAGAAAAUACUCGUGACUGCCCUGGAACCUAUGGGAUGUCGCCCUACUGGUACGGCCGUAUUCUCAUACAAAAAGUGCAAUGAAACCCGGAACUCACUUUCCAGGUCUCACAACCUCCUCUUGCAGGAAGCCGUGGCCAAGUUGAACAACCAAACCAAGAGGUCGUCCUUUGUCAUUCUUGAUCUUUAUACGUCCUUCAUGUCCGCAUUCAAAAACAAAGGAAGCAUAAAGUUUAAGGACAGAUUAAAGCCAUGUUGUGCUAGUGUAACACCCGGAUAUCCAUAUGGGUGUGGCACUAUGAGUGAUAUUCCGGGGGAAGAUACGUAUAGCAUUUGCGAGCGUGAAGCUGCUGCAUUCUUUUGGGACUAUGCUCACCCUACACAACAAGGAUGGUUUUCUGUGUAUUCAAACCUCAAAGCUACACUUAAGAAGCUCUACCAAAAUCAAUGAUUCCUACCUCACCCUGAAAACCCAUGCAUAUGGGUUUUGCUAGCGUAGGGAUAUCCGUCUCACUGUGGUACCCGAAAACUUUCUCUGCGCACAUUGAAUAGCUAGCUAGUUGUUCGUUUUGCAUUUGAUCUUUAUGUUCCAUGUAUCCUUAGAGAAUAUAGCCCUUAACAAUGCAUGUAUUGAUUGCUGCGAUCAACUAAUUGAUGUGAUUAGUAUUUUCCCUUA